This is a messenger RNA of Mizuhopecten yessoensis (Yesso scallop), 1005 nucleotides long. Its product is annotated as transmembrane protein 168-A-like. The record is from RefSeq and is a predicted model, not a curated record. The annotation marks the transcript as partial. NCBI's taxonomy places the organism in Eukaryota, Metazoa, Mollusca, Bivalvia, Pectinida, Pectinidae. The transcript has a single exon.
UUGGUGGCAGCACUAGCCCUAGGCCUGUACACACAGUGGCAGUACAGUCAGAAUACUGUCGUGCUUGUUGUUGCCAUCCUUGGACUCUUUGUGUUUGGAUUGUCCUGUGCAUGUCAGUAUUACUUCAAUUAUGAAUCACUUGGACGUGCCAUCUUACAUAUAUGGCUAGGCUGUAUCUUAGGUGUGAUUGUCUUCUCUACCGAACAAAAGGAAAUUGAGUACAUUGUUACACAGGAGGUGAUGAAUAUUCUGUUCUUGACCAGCCUCACUGUUUCCUGCUUCUGGGUGAUCACUCAACGAGCUAUGAGGCUAAUUAAACAUGAGGCAAAGCUUUGCGAGUCAACAGAAUUAUUAGAGUGCUUAGGUUUAUCAGUAGCAACACUCCUCACAGGACAACAUGCCAUCCCUAUCGCCAUUUUUAUCGUUUCUGUCAUCUGUCAUUUGAUGGCCAUACGACUUAAGUCCAUAUUUGGACUAGCUAGCUUUAUAGGAAUGAUUGUGGUAGCUAUGGUGUUUUUCUGGGAUGCGAAGCUCGAUGUAAAUGUAUAUGGUCUGAUAUGCUUUGUUGGUCGACAGGCAUGUGCACCCAUUGUAGACCUUUAUUUCUCAGAUCUGACAACACUGGAGCGAUGGCAGACAUUCUUUAAUUACUCAAGAUUAUUUAGACAUCUUUCUGUAUUUUUUAUGUUUAUUAUCAAUGUAACACUUGCAGCAUUUAUAGGAAAACAGAUAACUUCGCAUAAGGAGUGGUACGUUGUGGUACCAAUAUUUGCCGUUUUUUCAUUGAUCUGGCUGUGUUUCCAUGUCAUUUACAUCAUAUCCUGCUGGAAACUAAUGAGUAAGGUCACAGAAUGCAACAACGUGUACAAAAGUAUGUCAGAUGAACGUCGGAGUCUCAACAGGAUAAUGUCCUCUAAAGGGGUUCGUCACUUCAGCCUUGUGUCGGUCCGUCUGAUCUGUGUUACCAUGGUUACGACCCUAGUGUUGCUAGGCCUUGGAUGGACA